Messenger RNA from Cladocopium goreaui, 1821 nucleotides. The record is from the annotation of a GenBank genome assembly. NCBI's taxonomy places the organism in Eukaryota, Dinophyceae, Suessiales, Symbiodiniaceae.
GUUGCAUCACCCUCUUCCCCGCCCCAUGGCCGUUGAACGCGGCGGAUGAUCCACCCCAAAGUCAGCGACGGCGCCACGCCGCGCACACCGCACAGCGCGCGAGUCACACCGCGCGGGCCGCAGCGGCAGUCGAGCGAAAGCUCCGACGAUGAAUACUUGGAACGCGGCGGCAGCGGCAGCGACAGCAGCGCCAACUGGCCCGAGGACGCCUCGCUGGGGCGACGGAACCGCGCCUGGCUGCGGUUCUGGGUCUGGUCGUUCCUCACCACCAAGACCUACCCGGGUGACAGCAAGCGGCGCUCCUGCAUUCUCUGGGUCACGGCCACGGCGUAUCAGUUCCUGAUGGCCUGUGCGGUGGUCUUUCUGCUGGUCUUAGAUUCCACCACGCAGGUGACAGUGACGACCCCCGCGUACUGGUACAGCGAGCUGGUCUUGACGUGCAUUUGGUCCGUGGAGUACGUCUUGCGCUUUUGGAGUUGUGUGGAGGGCCAAGCAGAAGUCCCGACCUCUCACCUCCGGCGUUGUAAGGUGCGCCUGCGAGCGAUGCUGCACCCUUUGAUGCUCAUCGACCUAGUGUCCUUGAUCUCCCUGGUGGUUGAUUUGAUGAUCGACAGCAACCAGCUUCGCGGAUUAGGGGCACUUCGGAUGAUGCGCGUCUUCACCUUGCUGCGCCUGGAACGGGAUUGGCGAAUUUGUGACCCCCUGCUGGCCGUCGUCGCCCAGGAGGGUCGGUUGCUGGGUGGAGCGGUGGCCAUCGCCCUGACGAUGUUGAUGUGCUGCUCUAUCGUGAUGUUCUAUGUGGAGGCGCCCAGCAACCCCAAAUUUGGAAGUGUCGCGGAUUGCCUCUGGUGGGGCACCACUGCCCUCACCACAGUGGGCUACGGAGAUCUCUACCCCGAGAGCGCCAUGGGUCGUAUCGUCGCGUCCAUUACGGCCUUCCUAGGCAUUGGGCUCUUCGCGUUGCCCGCUGGGAUCAUCACCGCAGGCUUCCGCAACGAGCAGAUGCGACGGCACAACGGGAAGUCUGGGAUGGCCAGUCCAUCGGCCGAUGAGGAGGAGCUGAAAGACUUACUGCUGGGACUUCACAGACGUAUGGACGCCUUCGAUGGUCGCCUACAGGCGAUGCAACUGGAACUCACUGCCAUACGCGCAGAGACCAUACUGUUGUGGGACUAUCUCAUUGGCGAUCCCGACAACUUCAAAAAGAACAGCUUUGAGAACAGGCACGAGUUCGAGAAGCUGAGUCGCUUGAAGCGCGCCAACGACCACACCGCUGGCUGUCCGCGCUAUCUCGGGCGGACCUCCAGCUACAUGGAAUUUGGCGAGGUCGCUGCUGGUGGCGAUGACAAAGUGGGAGAUGGGGAGACAAAGCCUAUAGGACUAGCACCCGAUGCCGAAUCGUCGGACAUGUUACCGGCAUCGGGCUGGGCUCCCCUGGUUCCUGCUGGAGAUCGUGGGAUUCGACUUCUACAGGUGAUCUUGCAAGAAGGCAAGAGGCACUUCAAAGCGCUGCUGGUGCGCUUCGAAGAGUCCAGUGACGGCUACUACCGCUGGAACGGCCCCCAAGCCGAGGAGAAGCGGCCCAACAGCCCGGAGUGGAAGCCCGUGGUGUGGAACCCCGUCUUGGAAUCCUUUUGCAGCCCGUCGAUGAAGCUUCCGAACGGCGAGCCCCGACCUUUGCCCAACAAGGUUUGCGCAUGGCUGAGGGGGCGAUGUAUGAAGAAGUUGGUCAGCAUCAAGCACUCCAUGGAAAUCACUCCGUGUGGAAACCCGGAAUCCCCGGAGCGAAGCGGAAUUUUGCUGGGGAAAUCCAUGGUAUAA